This is a messenger RNA of Alternaria conjuncta, 708 nucleotides long. RefSeq lists its product as uncharacterized. NCBI's taxonomy places the organism in Eukaryota, Fungi, Ascomycota, Dothideomycetes, Pleosporales, Pleosporaceae. The coding region runs from base 1 to 708 and encodes 235 amino acids. The record is from RefSeq and is a predicted model, not a curated record. The transcript is spliced from 2 exons.
AUGGCAAAGCUUCCAACCGACGACACAGAUUGGGUGCAAACCGAUCUACCAGACUGGCAAGCAGCCAUUUACGACAUCGACACUGAAACUCCGCACAACAUAUCGACCCUGGAUCCGAUGACUAACAGCACUCUACGCACCCUCCGGAACAAAGGGAUGGAAGCAAAUGCGUACCUCGCAUACAUCGUGCAGAAUUACAACAACCUACCCUCAACAAUUGCGUUCAUUCAUCCACACAAGGACGGCUAUCCGAUUGCAUGGCAUACCGACAACCAAGAGCAUUCCAACGUCGUCUCUCUGCAAAGUCUCAACAUCAAUUUUAUCCAGAGCAACGGCUACGCGAAUCUGCGUUGCGUCAACGAUCCCGGCUGUCCGCACGAAGUGAUGCCUUUCCGAGAUCCGCCUGAGGAGCAUCGAACGAUCGAGGCAGCGAUGCCGGACGCGUGGCGAGAGUUGUUCAACAACACGGGUGUACCACAUAUACUGGCGACGCCUUGCUGCGCGCAGUUCGCCGUGUCGAGCGAGCAGGUACGAAAGCGGUCGUUGGACGAGUACCAAAGGUAUUACACGUGGUUGAUGGAAACUCCGCUGAAGGACGAGACAAGCGGGAGGGUGUUCGAGUACCUUUGGCACAUUCUGUUUGGGCAGGAGCCCGUUUACUGUCCCGCAUAUGAGAAGUGCUAUUGCGACGUGUAUAACAGAUGUUGA